Molecule: messenger RNA, 976 nt
Organism: Helicoverpa armigera (cotton bollworm)
Lineage: Eukaryota; Metazoa; Arthropoda; Insecta; Lepidoptera; Noctuidae
Product: brachyurin
Exons: 5
Coding region: 40-930 (296 amino acids)
Biological process (GO): proteolysis
Molecular function (GO): serine-type endopeptidase activity
Source: RefSeq, a predicted model, not a curated record
CACCAAUUUUCUAAUCAUUGGUUUACGAGCAGCGACAACAUGAAGUUCUCGGCAUUGUCUCUGUUGUGUCUAGUAGCGGCUGCCUGUGCGAGGCAUAUCACCCUCGAAGAUGUCAUCGAUUUAGAAAAGAACACUGCUUAUGGAUACAUCAGCAAAAUCGGAAUUCCGUUAGCUGAGAAAGUACGUAAAGCUGAGGAGGAAGCUCACCGUAAUCCCAGUAGGAUCAUUGGCGGUUCUCACGCUAUUCUCGGACAAUUCCCGUACCAGGUUGGUCUUCUCACUGAGCUGCCGACGGGUACUUCGUUGUCCAGUGCAGUUCUAGUGUCUCCAACAAGGGUACUUACAGCGGCUCACAACUUGAACGAUGGCAUAGUGUUCGUGACAAGAAUCAAUGUCGUGCUUGGCUCAAUCACUAUAUUCACUGGUGGCACUAGACUAGUCUCAUCUGAUUUCAUUUUACACGAAAAUUGGACACCUUCUAUCAUCAGAAACGAUGUAGCUAUGAUCAACUUACCGUCUGCAGUCAGUAUUUCUAAUAUCCUCGCUCCAAUCGCUUUACCUUCUGGUAAUCAACUCAAUGAAGAUUUCGCUGGAGACAUAGCGAUUGCAUCUGGCUACGGACUUACUUCAGACUUUGGCGGUAUCCCUGCUAAUCAACAGUUGAGCUUUGUGGACUUGCCUGUGAUGACCAACGCUGAGUGUGCUGCUGUCUGGCCCACUAUCAUCCACGAAUCUAACGUAUGCACUAGCGGCGUUGGAAACAAGAAUAUCUGCACCGGUGACUCCGGUGGCCCUCUGGCCGUGGUCAGGAACAAUAGCCCACUCUUAAUCGGUAUCACUUCAUUCGGAGCAUUCAGUUGUGAGAGCAGUAUGCCCGCUGGUUUUGCCAGAGUCACCUACUAUAUGGACUGGAUCAACAACCAUCUCUAAAAUAAACGCCUAUGGUUAAACAAAUAAACAGUUUAAAUAUAAUAUA